CACAUGCAGAAUGCGCAGAUCAUUCAUAUAAGAACUCAUCCAUGUUUUUCGUUAAGUUCAAACAUUCCUGACAAAAUGGAUCCGCUGGAACUACUUCUACCAGACGACCAGCUCGAACUCGCCUUCUCUUCAUUGAUUGACCAUGUUUGUAAGUGCCCAUGAAUGCUGAGAUCGAAUCUCAAUUUAGUUAGCAUUUGUUUUACAUUCUCGCAGUCCUAACAUACGUCGUGGAGACGUACGCCGUGUGUAUUCUUCUAAGCAGAUAUUCCAACUCUUCCCUGAUUAAUCGCAUCAAGAUUUCAUCGAAUCAACCCGUUAUUGCAAUGACCCUGAACACCGAAGCCCGGUACGACCCUCAGCUUACCCGGAACAUCGAUUUGGGCUGCCAUGCUUUCAUCAUGGAUCAAACAAAUGCUCACUUUUUCCUGGAUUCGUUCAACAUCACCCACGAUUAUGCGUUCAUCAGAAAUCCGAACAAAACCGUAAUUGUGGUGCAGGACCCCAACCAUGCCGAUCCGGAUCCCGACUUUUUCGAUAACAUACGAACACAUCCCGCGGUGCAGGAAAUUCCUCGUCUGCUACUGAUUGAUUCUCGCCACGGUGACAACGAGAUCGAUCUGUGGACCCAUGGGUUUAAAUCGUCACCCGAAGAAGCGGAGCAGUUGAUCUACCUGGAUUCGUAUUUUGUGCGGAAUGAAUCAUUCCUGCUGGGAAGUGAUCUCUUUCCGGAUAAGACGCUGAACAUGGAACGGAGGAUGUUCCGGUUGGCCAGCUUUCGAUUGAUUCCACAUUUCAUAUUCGUGCCAAUCUACGAUGAACCGUGGAUUGCCAAGUACGAAAAUCAGACCGUACGCAUCGACGGCGUGGGUGGGCUAGUGAUGGUUGAAUUCUGUCGAAAGUACAACUGCACGUGGGAUCUUCAGAUCGGUUAGUUGAACGAAUUAUUUGCAGCUAAAGAAGGCUUAAUUGGUGGUAUUUUAGAUCAAGCUGGUGAAUGGGGUUUGAUCUACGACAAUUGGACUGGUGAUGGUAUUAUUGGAGCAAUAGCUGAACGCCGAGCGGAUGUGGGCAUCGGAUCUCUUUUGACCUGGCAGAGCGUUCACAAGUUUCUUGGUUUUACCGCUACUAUUCGAAAGCCCACCCUUCGGAAAGUGGUUAACAAUUUCAGAAUCUACACCGUACCGAAACUCCUAGCGUUAGCCAAUCAGGGUGAAGUUGCCUUCGGAGUUAGCAAGCUCAACUACGGUCACUACAUGAUUGGAACGUUCAUCACGGCUGGAAAUGUCCGCCUCUAUCGUCUGAUGAAAGAAGACCUGUACUUUGAGUACGAAGUAUCGAUGACCACCAAAACAUGGCCCUUAAAGGAUCGCCUCUCGGAUUUGAUACUACGCAUCGUGGCAUCCGGCAUUCGAGCGUAUCAGGAACCGGUCGUAGCUAAGCGUUACAUGGACUAUGGGGUGCAGAUUCAGAUUUUCCACUCCCAGGACAAGGAACAGGUACCACCGCAUCCGAUGGCAAUUGAAGAUCUACUGGCUGCCUACUUUGUGCUGGGAGCUGGACUUUUGUUGGGAGCUGUGGCUUUUUUGAUGGAACAUUUGGGGCAUCGGUAUUGGCAUAGGAAGAAACCAACUUGCAAGACAUUGAGCUGGAAUGUUUUGAAAUGAAAGAACAUGUGAAGUUUUUUGGUAGUAUAUUAGCAAUUACUCUGUUCCAGUUG
Ochlerotatus camptorhynchus is the source of this 1717-nucleotide messenger RNA. RefSeq lists its product as uncharacterized. The record is from RefSeq and is a predicted model, not a curated record. NCBI's taxonomy places the organism in Eukaryota, Metazoa, Arthropoda, Insecta, Diptera, Culicidae.